Molecule: messenger RNA, 1129 nt
Organism: Diceros bicornis minor
Lineage: Eukaryota; Metazoa; Chordata; Mammalia; Perissodactyla; Rhinocerotidae
Exons: 4
Coding region: 27-1100 (357 amino acids)
Biological process (GO): nucleosome assembly
Cellular component (GO): nucleosome
Molecular function (GO): DNA binding; structural constituent of chromatin; protein heterodimerization activity
Source: RefSeq, a predicted model, not a curated record
GGAUUGCAUCUGCUCGAGUCGCAGGCAUGUCUGGCCGUGGCAAAGGCGGGAAGGGUCUGGGCAAAGGCGGCGCCAAGCGCCACCGCAAGGUCCUGCGCGACAACAUCCAGGGCAUCACCAAGCCCGCCAUUCGGCGCCUGGCCCGGCGUGGCGGCGUCAAGCGCAUCUCCGGCCUCAUCUACGAGGAGACCCGCGGGGUGCUCAAGGUCUUCCUGGAGAACGUGAUCCGGGACGCCGUCACCUACACCGAGCACGCCAAGCGCAAGACGGUCACCGCCAUGGACGUGGUCUACGCGCUCAAGCGCCAGGGCCGCACCCUCUACGGUUUCGGCGGCGGGGCGGGGCAGCAGUCUGCUGUCGAAUCAGAACGCGAGGGUCGUUAUAAAUACUGGGACGACUGCUUCUUGCUCUCAUUAGUGUUAAGUAGUUGGCUCUGCUUAGCUAUGGCUCGCACCAAGCAGACAGCUCGCAAGUCCACCGGCGGCAAGGCGCCCCGCAAGCAGCUGGCUACCAAGGCGGCCCGCAAGAGCGCGCCGGCCACCGGCGGCGUGAAGAAGCCCCACCGCUACCGGCCCGGCACGGUGGCGCUGCGCGAGAUCCGCCGCUACCAGAAGUCCACCGAGCUGCUGAUCCGCAAGCUGCCCUUCCAGCGCCUGGUGCGCGAGAUCGCGCAGGACUUCAAGACCGACCUGCGCUUCCAGAGCUCGGCCGUGAUGGCGCUGCAGGAGGCGUGCGAGGCCUACCUGGUGGGGCUCUUCGAGGACACCAACCUAGCUUUCUCUCUCACUAUGUCUGGCCGUGGCAAAGGUGGGAAGGGUCUGGGCAAAGGCGGCGCCAAGCGCCACCGCAAGGUCCUGCGCGACAACAUCCAGGGCAUCACCAAGCCCGCCAUCCGGCGCCUGGCCCGGCGUGGCGGCGUCAAGCGCAUCUCCGGCCUCAUCUACGAGGAGACCCGCGGGGUGCUCAAGGUCUUCCUGGAGAACGUGAUCCGGGACGCCGUCACCUACACAGAGCACGCCAAGCGCAAGACGGUCACCGCCAUGGACGUGGUCUACGCGCUCAAGCGCCAGGGCCGCACCCUCUACGGCUUCGGCGGCUAAGUGUUGGCGCUUCUGUCUCCGUUUCCUUG